AUGCCCCGUAGCGAGGACGAGGUUGGGCUUAAAGUCGACAGGUAAAAAAAUGGAAAUAAUAUAAGAAAAAAAUAUAAUUUGAGAAAUUUAGAUGUUUCGCCGACACACUGUUGAAGUUGAGUGGAGGCGUCGCCAUUGGAAUCGUCGCUAGUGUAGCUUUUUUCAAGGUAAUUUCAAAAUGAUAAAAAAAGAUUUUGGAUAAGAAAAUAUAGAAAAAAUACUGCGAGUAUGUUGUUAUCAGGAUUCAUGACUUCUUUAGAAAUUUUAGAAUCCUCGAAAAUGAGAGAAAUCAAAGAGAUUUAUAUGGAAAAAUUGAACGCCUUGAAUUUGAGCUUAUUGGAAAGUACUCGAAAAGUGAAAUUUCGAAAAUUGAGCGUGGAAAAUUCAGAAAUUUCAGUUCGAUUAGGUCUUUUAAGGUUUUACUUUUAGAUUUAGUUAAUAGACUUUCCGCCUAAGGUUAAUAGAUUGUCAGAAGUUUCAAAAAAUUAGGAGUUUGAAGUUUUCUAGCAUAAUAAUUUGUUCAAAAAAAUUUUUUUCUGAAGUAUUUGAAUGCAUAUAAUUUUUUUUGGCACAGAAUAACACAAAAAACACGGCUUCUCCUCUAAGAUUGAUCCAUUUCAAAUACCUCGGCUGAAUGAAAAACUUUGAACGAAAUAUUUAAAACGUUAUUCCCAUUGGAAAGCCGUUCAAUAGACUUUUUUGAAUUUGUAAUAGCUUUUCUAUAGCUCCAAAGACCUUGUGGUUUCAAUACGGAGACCUUAUUCAUGAUACUUCAGUUUCUGAAUUCUUCAAAGGAAACCUUCCUAGUUUUUUUUUAAAUUAACAUUUCCAGCUCUUAAAGUUUACAAAUUUCAAUACAAAAUUUUAUUUUAGCUGUUUCGAAUCCAUUUACGCUACGUAAACCUUCAUGCAUGUCGCUUCGAAUCGCUCUAUUUUGAAGUUUUCAUGCUAAAUUUACAGAGCAGAGCAUGGCCAAUUUGGUUCGGCUCGGGCGUCGGCCUCGGCACAGGAUGGUCCAACUGCCGUCACGAUUUCGUCUCGCCUUAUUUGCUCCACGGCAAAAAAGUUCCCGUUGAACAGGACCCACAGGUUCAAAAUACCAUUGAAAUCACGAAAAAUCCAAAAAUUUCCAGGGAAAAGCCGCCUACAACAUUCUUGUCGAGAAAAAAGCGUGA
This is a messenger RNA of Caenorhabditis auriculariae, 1175 nucleotides long. Lineage: Eukaryota; Metazoa; Nematoda; Chromadorea; Rhabditida; Rhabditidae. The record is from the annotation of a GenBank genome assembly.